This is a messenger RNA of Anopheles maculipalpis, 1278 nucleotides long. RefSeq names its product 2-amino-3-ketobutyrate coenzyme A ligase, mitochondrial (gene Gcat). Gene Ontology annotation, biological process: L-threonine catabolic process; biosynthetic process. Bases 1 to 1278 code for a protein of 425 amino acids. The record is from RefSeq and is a predicted model, not a curated record. Lineage: Eukaryota; Metazoa; Arthropoda; Insecta; Diptera; Culicidae. Gene Ontology annotation, molecular function: pyridoxal phosphate binding; glycine C-acetyltransferase activity. The transcript has 3 exons.
AUGCAGUUUACACGCAACUUGUUGCAGCAGUGCAGCAGCGGCCCGGGCAGCAGAGCACGCCCCAUCUUCUACAGUACCGCUACCGCCGGGAACCACAAGCUCCGGCAAAUCAUUCAACAUCAACUGGACGAUAUCCGUGAAGCCGGCACGUACAAAAGCGAACGUAUUAUAACGACCCCCCAAGCUACGGCCAUCGGUGUCGCUGGAAGUAGUGGCAAAAUUCUGAACUUUUGCGCCAACAACUACCUUGGAUUAUCGGCAAACAACGAUGUCAUCAACUACGGCAAGAAGGCACUCGACGAGUACGGUGCCGGUUUAAGCUCGGUCCGUUUUAUCUGCGGUACGCAGGACAUUCACAAGCAGCUGGAGGAUAAGCUGUCCAAGUUUCAUCAGCGCGAAGACACAAUCCUUUACGCGUCCUGUUUCGAUGCAAAUGCGGGCAUCUUUGAAGCUGUUCUCACGCCGGAAGAUGCUGUCUUUUCCGACGAACUAAACCAUGCAUCCAUUAUCGAUGGUAUACGGCUGUGCAAGGCAAAGAAGGCACGCUACUUGCACCGGAAUAUGGCCGAUCUGGAGGAGAAGCUGCGCACGACGGACGCACGCAUCAAGAUGAUCGUAACGGACGGUGUGUUCUCGAUGGAUGGUAAUGUAGCUCCACUGCCGGAGAUAUUCGAACUGGCUGACCGGUACGGUGCGGUUACGUUUGUCGAUGAUUGCCAUGCGACCGGGUUCUUUGGUCGUACGGGGCGUGGUACGGAAGAGUUUUACGGAAUGCUCGGGCGGUGUGACAUCAUUAAUUCUACGCUGGGCAAAGCACUCGGUGGAGCGGCCGGUGGUUAUACGACCGGUCCACGGGAGUUGGUUGAUCUGCUGCGUCAAAAGUCCCGUCCAUACUUGUUCUCGAACUCGCUGCCACCGCCAGUGGUGGCCAGCGCAUCGAAAGUGAUCGAUAUGCUGAUGGAAUCGAGCGAACUGACGGCAAAGGUGCAGAGCAAUACGCGUCGCUUCCGGGAGGCAAUGACCAAGGCAGGUUUUACUAUCUCCGGCAUGGAUCAUCCGAUCAGUCCGGUAAUGUUGGGUGAUGCUCGACUCGCUUCGACCUUUGCGGAUGAGAUGCUGAAGCGUGGCAUUUACGUGAUUGGCUUCAGCUAUCCGGUUGUGCCGAAGGGAAAGGCCCGCAUACGCGUGCAGCUGUCGGCGGCUCACUCGGAAGAAGAAAUUGACCGUGCUGUGGCAGCAUUUAUCGAGGUCGGUAAGAAGCUUGGUGUGGUGUCGUAA